Adineta ricciae is the source of this 741-nucleotide messenger RNA. NCBI's taxonomy places the organism in Eukaryota, Metazoa, Rotifera, Eurotatoria, Adinetida, Adinetidae. The record is from the annotation of a GenBank genome assembly.
AUGUCGAGUCUUUGGCGAUUUCUUGUACUUAUUUACUGCUGUUCAUCGAUUACUACUGGACAACGAACGAACGAAGCCGUUCAAACUCGAGAACGCCUUCUGUGUACCUCCAAUAACUGCUUAAACGGUGGAACAUGUUAUAUGUAUCAAAUUAACUCCACGAUUUGGCCGUACUGUGAAUGCCCAAGUUUUUAUUCUGGCAGUCGAUGCGAAGAAGUUCGCCUAGGACCUCCUUGUCGUGAAAAUAUUUGUCAAAAUGGUGGAACUUGUCAUCAAACUGGUUAUGGAAAAGAUUAUGAAGUUCAGUGUUUUUGUCCUUCUGAUUAUGUUGGUGAACAAUGUCAAGAACAUAAAUACGGGUCGACAUGUUCCAGCAAUAUAUGUGAAAACGGUGGUACGUGUUAUCGAACAGGUUAUGGUAAAGAUCGAGAAUUACAUUGUAUUUGUCCGAAUAAUUAUGAAGGAGAAAGAUGUGAAAAAGUCAAGCAAAGCUGUCGUGAUCUUUGUAGCUCUUGUGGUGAAAAUGGUAACCCAAUAGUGCAAAAGCUUGAUGAAGUGAUUAUUAUUCGAUGUAAAUGUAAAACUGGUUACAUUGGUGCUUUUUGUGACAAAAAAAUUGAUGGAGAUCCUUGUGUCAGUCAACCAUGUCGAAAUCAAGGCAAAUGUUAUUCUAAUGAAAAUCGGUAUAUUUGUGUCUGCCUCAGUGGAUAUACUGGUAUCAAUUGUGAGAGUCAUCAAUAA